Oncorhynchus keta (chum salmon) is the source of this 7712-nucleotide messenger RNA. Its product is annotated as NEDD4-binding protein 1-like. Gene Ontology annotation, molecular function: RNA endonuclease activity; mRNA binding. NCBI's taxonomy places the organism in Eukaryota, Metazoa, Chordata, Actinopteri, Salmoniformes, Salmonidae. The record is from RefSeq and is a predicted model, not a curated record. Gene Ontology annotation, cellular component: cytoplasmic ribonucleoprotein granule; nucleus.
UACGUUGUUGUGUCUAUUGUUUCGUUUUUGAAGACCACACAAGUUCAGACAGAAACUCAAAUGUUGUUCAAUUGACACUUUAUCUCGUUUUAUUUUACCAACGGCUACUGUCGGUCUGGCACAUCGUUUUUUGAUCUUACGUGAGUUCUGACACAACCCCCAUUCCCAUGGCCUCUGCCCUGAGCCAUCUCUCUCCAAUGUCUGGAAGAGAGAGAGAAGGAUGGAGUGAUAGAGGAGGAGAGGACCGGGUGGAGGAUGAGUUUGCGUGUUCCGGCGCACUACGCGGAGCCCUACUGUCCUUCCACCCCUCCCUGGAGAGGAUUUUUGGGGUGUCCUUUAUUAUCGGGAGAGAGGAGGAUGCUGUGUUGCCACAUGAUGGACAGAUCUGGCUUAAACUAAGAGGAGGAAGGAACGACGUUGUGGCUGCCAAAUUGUUUGUUAAGGGAGUUGUGAACCAGGAGGCCCCGCAGGAAGUUCCGUAUCCAGGGGUCCUUCACUGUGUGUUCUGUGGAGCACGGGGGCUGUUCAUGGACUGCCUGAUCAGAAACACCUCUGCUCGCAUAGUGGUGGUUUCCCCAGGCUUCCUGCUCAUCUCAGGUCUGGCAGAACCAGUGGUCAGGGCCUACUCCCUGAUCACAGACCUUGUGCAGCGCUCCGAGGGCACCCAGGGACGACUCAGCGAGCCUAGGGACAGGGCAGCAGGCGAGACCCUGGAUUCUCGUCGGGCCUUCAAGUCUCUGGUGGAGAGAUGGGAUGACAGGCACACUCUGGACCUGCUAGUGCUACCGGGAGCAGUGAAGGAGACUUUACUGGAUCUGGUGAGGGAAUCUGGGCUGGGAUCUAACCCUGGUCCCGGGGGCUUGAACCCGGGUCAUGGGGGUUCAAACCCAGGUCAUGGUUGUUUAAAUCCUGGUCCAGGGCUGGGCUCAAACACCAUUCCAGGGCUGGGCUUGAACCUUGGUCUUGGGGGGUCUAGAGACAGAAUGGGUCUAAUGGACACUGAUACACAGAGACUAUGGGACAGCCAAUUCGAAUUAGAUGCACUAACACUUAUGGAUACCAGAAUAGGGACCAGAGCUGGAGAGGCAAGGGACAUACAGGAAGUACAGGGGAUGUCAAUGACCAAAUCAACGACCAAACCUUCCAAACAUUCCUACCACAACCAAGACCCUGGUCUACAGAAUAUUGGACUGUUUUCUCAACAGACGUUCACUACCGCAACUGUAAAAGUUACAGAGGGAAGCAGAUAUGGGACACAAGGAGGGAUAGGGAUUGGGAACGAAGCAGCCCCCCGAGAUCCCAUCUUCCACUCUUUCCCCCAAAACGAAGACAUACGUGGUCGAGCCGAGGGGUCGGAGGGGGCAAAAGAGGUACAAGGGCAUUCCCCACAGGAGGUAAAGGAGGAGGGACACCUGGAAGAGGAGGAGGAGAUAGAGACAGAGGAGGGAGAAGGGAACAUGUUGUCAGUAGGGAGCAAGGAGGAGUUUGGCCUGCUUCUGAAGUUCUUCACGGCUAUGGGCUAUGCGGAAGACGUGGUACUGAGGGUCCUAGCCCAGCCCAGACCCAGAGAAGCUUCCCAGAUCCUGGACCUGGUGCAACAAGAGCAGGACCGGACCAGACUGGCCAUGAACAGCCUUGUGGAGCUAGCGCAUAGAGAGGUGGAGGAGAGGGGAAGCGAGGGGGAGGAGAGCGGAGGUGAAGAAGUGAGAGGAAAGAGAAGCGGUAUAGAUAAAAGAGUGGCGAUGGAGGGAGGCGUGGGAGAAGGGGUGAGGGCUAGAGAAGAGCAAAGAGAGGAGAAGGGACGAGGGGAGAGUGCAGGAUUGUUUGAUGAUUUGUCCAAGGAUUCAACAGAGGUAGACAGGGGGAGAGGUGAGGGGGGCAGGGAGAGCAAUGAAGGGAACAGUAAGGGAGGAGAGGUGGGGAACGAGGAUGAUUUUGUACUGGGGGUGCUGAAGGGGGCUGCGGCCAACUGUGGGUACACAGAGGAGAAGGUAACAAAAGUAUACAGUAUGUUACCUGAACUGUCCAUACGUCAGCUACUCCUGGAGCUACAGAGAGAGAGCACCAGAGAGACAGAAUCCAAAUCCCAGGACAGGGUACGUGACGAACCAAGAGAGGUGAAUGAGGUUGUCUCAGAGGUACGGAAAAAGAAGUGCAGAAAAGAGGAAACGGAGAAGGAGAGGGGUAAAGAGAGGAAGGCACCGGCACAACCAUUCACAACUACUGAAAACCGAGGAGGAGAAAGGAAGAGUGCCAAAGGAAUGAGUGAAAGGAAGACUGAUGAGGUAGGAGGAGUGAAAGUGCCAAACCGAACCGUUGAUGGCCCAGUUAGGGUUGAACCGGAUCUGGCUCAGUGGAAUGCUGUGAUGAACCAGGUUCCGUUCCCGACCCAUGGUCUCCAGAAGAACCCCACACAGACACGACAGCAACCCGGCCAGACACCCCCCCCACGUCGAGCCAGCCCCCCUUUAGUCAGAGGGCCUCCCCAGCCCACCUACCCCAUCACACUACCUCCACAACCCACCAACCUUCCCUUAUUUCCCCAUCAACUCGUUUACCCUCUGACCCAGCCACACCAGACCACCUUAGACUCCGCCCUCACCGUGAAUAAAUCCUCAGCAACCAGAGUGAAGGAGAAACUGGGUUUCCUUACCCUAGCGACAGAGGUUCCAGAAAGAAAGGGUCUCCCUGCCCCGGCUGUUGACAGAUGGGGUCUCCCGCCCAUGGCAGCAGGGUCUUUAGUGACCGGGCAGCAGCGCUUCCUGGAAGGACUACAGACGCCAUUUGACCUCAAGCUGACUGACCAACCAGGAGACCCAGGGCUCAGGAUGGUGGUCAUCGACGGGAGCAAUGUUGCCAUGAGUCACGGUCUGGGUAAUUUCUUCUCGUGUCGAGGAAUCGCCCUGGCCGUGCAACACUUCUGGAACCGCGGCCAUCGCGAAAUCAGCACCUUACUGCCCCAGUGGAGGCAGAAGAGAGACCCCCGGGUCAAAGAGCAGCACUACCUUACUGAGCUCCAGAACCUGGGUCUCCUCUCCUACACCCCCUCCAGAGAGGUCCAGGGGAAGAGGAUAAACUCAUACGAUGACAGGUUCAUGCUGCAGCUGGCCCAGAAAACGGAUGGCGUGAUCGUGACAAAUGACAACUUUCGAGACCUGCUGGAUGAGUCCCAUGAAUGGAGAGACAUCAUCAAGAAAAGACUCCUCCAGUACACGUUUGUAGGUGAUCACUUCAUGGUGCCUGAUGACCCGCUGGGCCGAGAAGGACCCCAUCUGGAUGACUUCCUACGCUCACUGCACAGGACUCCUGUCUCAGGCAGUCACUCAUUUGCGGGCACUGCCUCCACCCCCUUCCCCCAAGCUCCCAGGGCCCAGACAGAGGUCCUGAAGUUCAGGGACAGAACACCUGGUGUAGCUGUAGAGCCAGAGUCCAGCCAGGCCCGCGGCAGAGGGAAAAGGAAGGGGCAGGCUCAGGCUGGACACGGUAGCCCUGGAAUGGACCUUGUUCCAGGGAUGGGCCUUGGCCUGGAUAUGGAGAGGAGUGCAGCAGAGACCUCCAGACUUAGGGAGAGCUUAUCCCAGGUGUUCCCAGGACAAGACAGCAUUGUUACUCUGGUGCUGCAGUGUAACCCUACAGUGACUGACAUCAAUUCACUGUCACACUUUAUGCUGCAGCAACAGAUAGAGAGUGAGCAUGGGGGUGUAGACUGAGUGAUGGGGGGAGGACGCUUGUUUGUGUGUGUGUGUGCGCGCGUGUGUUUGAGGUGGUAUUCCAGUAGUAUUCCAGAAAAAUAAGACUGUUUGAAGACCAAUAACUUUCUUUCUUCCUUUCUAUUCAGUCUAGUCCAUCGUGUGCAUAUUGAUGUAUUAAUGUAUAUUAUUUAAGUGUUUGAAUGAAAGGUUUAGUUAAAAGACAGACAGAUCUUCAAAGUAUGUUUCUUAAUAGAUUUGUAUCCAGUUAAUGUUGGAAACAGGACUUAAAUACUGCAAAACAAUUUUUAAAACAUAUUUCGUACCCUUACAUUUUUAUUUUAUUUUUUGUAUCACUUCUGGCCACUGUUGGAUUUUGUGUUAGGGAUGAGUAGUGUUGCUGAAUUCAGUGUACAAUGUUAUCUAUUGAACAUGACAUUACAGCAUGGAAUUAUUAAGUUGAUGAUGCUCAACUUCCAAUGAAUAAUUUUAAACUCAGAAGUGUCGUACUUCAAUAGUAUAACUUUGUUAAUGUUAUUACAUGAACUGUAGUUUAAAGAGUAAGACAAUUGUUUAUUUUUAUACUGUGUAUUCAUACCAUAAAUGCUGUUUGAAAUAGGAACAAUAUUAUUGUAAGAAGAGUUAGAAAAUGCAUAUAAACCAUAAUAAGAAUUAACAUAUUGAAAAAAUAUAAUCAAUCAAAUCUCAUUUAAUCAAUCAAUGAAUUAACACAUUACACAUGUUCUCCAUGUGGGGACUGUUACAUUGAAUGUAAAUUCAAACACACGUUUGUCAUGUUAAGACAGUUGUUUACACUUAGAAAUAACAAGAAAAGUAAGUACAUUUCAUCAAAAACAUGGAAGGUGUUCUACAGGGGUUGUUUCUUGGUCCUGUACUUUUUACUGUUUACAUUAACAAAAUUGUCUUGUCUGUAAAAAAAAGUGUAACUUGCACUUGUAUGCCUAAAGUACUGUUGUUUAUGCUAUUGUUGACCAAGCAUGGUUGACCAAGAUCUGUCUGAACUACAGUCUGCCUUCAUUGUAUUACAGAAAAACUUUAUUGACCUGAAAUUAGUAUUGAAUACAGGUAAAAGUAUAUGUAGUUCUCUAGAGCACAUAAACAUAGCUCUGUGUUAAGCAUAUGUACUUUGGAUGGUACAUUGAUUGUGUCCCUGCUUCUAAGUAUCUGUAUAGCUGAAAAGCUGUCUUUUAAAAAGCAUAUUCAUGAGUUAGUUAAGAAGCUGAGAAUAAAAAUGAGCUUCUUCUAUAGAAAUAGGUCCUGCCUCUCGAUAAAUAGAGGACCUGGGGUGGCAGGGUAGCCUAGUGGUUAGAGCGUUGGACUAGUAACCGAAAGGUUUCACGUUCAAAUCCCCGAGCUGACAAGGUACAAAUCUGUCGUUCUGCCCUAGAACAGGCAGUUUAACCCACUGUUCCUAGGCCGUCAUUGAAAAUAAGAAUUUGUUCUUAACUGACUUGCCUAGUUAAAUAAAGGUUGAAAAAAUCCAUUUAAAAAAGCAGAUUAAUCCUAGACUACGGCGACAUCAUCUAUAUGAAAUCAGCUGCUACUUCAUUAAAGCCAUUAGAUGCCGUUUAUCAAAGCUCAUUGCGCUUUGUUACGUGCGACAACUGUAAUGCUCAUCACUCUGCAUUCUCUACCAGAAAGUUGCUUGUCCCUUUUUGAUACAUUGCUUUGUUUUCAUUUAUAAAAGCACUUUUACAAAAAAGUCCCACUUUACCUAACGUCAUUACUGAACCUUUGACAUACGAGUUACCACACCUGGCCUUAGGGAUGGUUUCACUCUGGGAAUGUAUUUGUUCUCUACUGAGUUAGGUAAAUCAGCUUUUAGUUUUCAUGCACCUUAUUUGUGGAACGAUCUUCAAAAUGUUCUUAAAUGUGUUGUUUUGGUGCCUCUGUGGCAAUUCAGAAAGCUGAUUUUAGGACCUUAGUACUGAUGAAUGUGUUAUUUGUUUUAUGACCGUGUAGUUUCUUUCCUUCUGUUCGCAUUUCGUAUUUAUAUUGAUGUGUGUAUUCUCUGUCAUUUAUGUCAUUCAGGGCUCAUAAAAUAAAGGUUAAAUAAAUGAAUAAAUGGUGAAACAUUGACAUUUGUUGGUUAGGUUAGGGUUAAGGGGUCGGUUAUGGUAAGGCCAGUUUUAGGUUUUGGCAAAUUGGAAUGUCUGUCAGAAAUGUCCCAAAUAGCCUCCUGUAAUAAUAUUUACCGUUCCAACUUCACACUCGGUUCACUUGUUCCUCCUUUCUUCUUGCUCUAUUCUUGCUUGUCGAAGAUCUUUCCAUCGGGCUGCUCCUGCCAUCUCAGUUUGACAUCUUCAUCCACUCAGCUCUUUCUUUAUCUGAGGAAUAAAACAGCAUUUUGUGUACUGACUACCGACUAUGCAGCCAGCACUGGCUAACACUUUACUGUUCGCCCCCUUAUGUAUGCAUUCAUAAAGCUACGUAACACAUUAUAGCAUCAGUGAUAGGCAGUCAUAAACAUGACCAAGUGCAUAAGAUGCUUUAAAAGGUACGUUUAAUGGUCGCUGCAGAAGACCGACAAGUCUGCAGUAAAUUAUAGCUGAGAGGAAGAGCAGGUGAGACUCACCUGCUGUAAGAUGGCCUCCUGAACGGCAGGAUCAGUCGGGUCCACAGGUUUUCAAUGGGUUUCAAAUAUCUUGGUACGGGUCAAGUUUGUGAUGCAAUUGACCUUAUCAAGGGCCCCAAGACCAGUGGAAGCAAAAUAGCCCCAUAACAUUAAAAAAAUCCACCACCAUAUUUUACAGAUCUGGGGAAGUGUACCAAAACAUUUCUGCAGCAUUGAAGGUCCCCAAGAACACAGUGGCCUCCAUCAUUCUUAAAUGGAAGCAGUUUGGAACCACCAAGACUCUUCCUAGAGCUGGCCGCACAGUCAAACUGAGCAACUGGGGGGGAAGGGCCUUGGUCAGGGAGGUGACCAAGAACCCGAUAGUCACUCUGACAGAGCUCCAGAGUUCCUCUGUGGAGGUGGGAGAACCUUCCAGAAGGACAACCGUAUCUGCAGCACUCCACCAAUCAGGCCUUUAUGGUAGAGUGGCCAGAUGGAAGCCACUCCCCAGUAAAAGGCUCACUUGGAGUUCGCCAAAAUGGACUCUCAGACCAUGAGAAACAAGAUUCUCUGGUCUGAUGAAACCAAGAUUGGACUAUUUGGCCUGAAUGCCAAGCGUCACAUCUGGAGCAAACCUGGCGUCAUCCCUUUGGAGAAGAAUGGUGGUGGCAGCAUCAUGCUAUGGGGAUGUUUUCGGUGGCAACAACGUUAAGGUAUGAACUGUUUCGGUUGUUCUCUUUGUUGUUUUGCUAUUCAGUGUUCAAUUGAACUAAUAAAAGUAUGAACACGUACCACGCUGCGCUUUGGUCCUCUCCUUCCAACAGCCGUGACACCACCUCAACAAGACCAAUGCGCUUGUCAGCAAUCCUGGUCUAAAUGUUCUGAUAGUACAAACACUGAGCUGUAAAUACAAUGUUCUCAACAUUGUAUCAGAUAGAGAAGUAUUUUUCAAGCUUUCAAUUGUGCUUGCUGCUAUGGUACUCUCAAUGCAGUGUGAUGUAAGCAAAAAAAAACAUUUUACGGGUAACUUUCAACCAGCGUACCUGAACAUAUAAAUGUUCUUAGCAAAGAAAUGUGAAAAUAAUUGUAAAUGGACCAUUCUGCCUGUCACGACUUCUGCCGAAGUCGUUGCCUCUCCUUGUUCGGGCGGUGCUCGGCGUUCGACGUCACCAGUCUUCUAGCCAUCAUUGAUCCUUUUUUCAUUUUCCCUUGGUUUUGUCUUGUCUUCCCACACACCUGUUUUCAAUCCCAUUCAUUACCUGUUGUGUAUUUAACCCUCUGUUUCCCCUCAUGUCUUUGUCAGAGAUUGUUUUAUUGUCAGUGUAGUGUGAUUGUUGUAUAGGUGCGCGUCGGGUCCUUGUACCCAUGUUUGUUUGUUUGUUUAUGUACAUUUAGUGUUAUGGAGCAUACUCCGUGGACUUUAUUAAAAGACUCCAUUUUACACUCCA